This is a messenger RNA of Amblyraja radiata (thorny skate), 858 nucleotides long. It is a transcript of the gene lygl1, whose product is annotated as lysozyme g-like 1. Lineage: Eukaryota; Metazoa; Chordata; Chondrichthyes; Rajiformes; Rajidae. Gene Ontology annotation, biological process: defense response to Gram-positive bacterium; peptidoglycan catabolic process. Gene Ontology annotation, cellular component: extracellular region. Bases 153 to 716 code for a protein of 187 amino acids. Gene Ontology annotation, molecular function: lysozyme activity. The record is from RefSeq and is a predicted model, not a curated record. The transcript is spliced from 6 exons.
AUAAAAGAAAUAGCAUAGUUUAUGGGAAAUGCAUUUUUAGUUUCAUUUUCAGUUGAAGAGAUACCCAUCUUACAUUGAGCAAACAUCAGUGUCAAGGCUACCGAUCUACAUUCGGCCUGCCUUGACUCUCAGGAGCAGCAGUUGUGUGCACCAUGACAAGAUAUACUACCUAUGGCGAUAUUACACAGGUUCAGACAACAGGAGCUUCCCAGGCAACUGCAAAUCAGGACAAUCUAAAUUACAGUGGUGUUGCGGCCUCUCAAAGGCUGGUGAAAACUGACCUUGAGCGGUUGAACCAGUACAAGUCUUUGAUCGAGGAUGUUGCCGAUGCCAAAAAAAUCGAUGUGGCCCUCAUCGGCGCCAUCAUGUCCCGCGAAUCCAGAGCGGGCAACUGCUUGGAUAAUGGCUGGGGUGACCAUGGCAACGCCUAUGGCCUCAUGCAGGUUGACAAAAGGCAUCAUAGUAUAAAAGGAAGUUGGAACAGCAAAGAACAUGUUAUGCAGGCAACACAGAUCCUGAUAGAUAUGAUUAAUGCCAUCGGGCUGAAGUUUCCGAGCUGGACAAGUGAAAAGCAACUUAAAGGUGGGAUUUCUGCCUACAACAUGGGACCAGGCAACGUUCCCAGCUAUGCGGAGGUAGAUAGUCAUACAACAGGCAAAGACUACUCCAAUGAUGUGGUCGCGCGUGCUCAGUGGCUGAUAGACCAAGGGUUUUAGUUGUCACAGCUCAAGCAGCUCAUCAGUUUGUUCUGUCUAAAAUAACAAAACUUAAAUCACUGCAGCUGCAAAAAUGUCAGUAUUCAAAUUCUUUUUUUUUUUCAGUCUUUCAUUUCAUCAAUAAAAUCAAUUCAAAUUGUAA